UCUGGGCUCCUCUUUCUACACCUUUUCAUUCCGUUGUCUGGGACUGAAAGGUUCCUAACCAAGCUCGGAAAGCUGAAACUAGGCUCCAGCCCCUUGUUACAGUGGACAGAAUACAGAGUUUGAGGUCAGGUAACAACAUUUCUUAAAAACUGUUUAAACGCCAGUUCCCUGUGUCACUCUGAUGAGGUUGCUUAACUCCCAGAGUCUGGUUUCCUCAUUCAGAAAGUGCACACUUCACGCCUUUGUUAUGAGGAUUAAAUAUGUACCAAUUCUUUUUGUUCAAGAUUGUAUUUUUUUUUAAGAUUUUUUUUUAAUUUGACAGACAGAGAUCACAAGUAGGCAGAGAGGCAGGCAGAGACAGAAAGAGUGGGAAGCAGGCUCCCCGCUGAGCAGAAAGCCCCAUGUGGGGCUCCAUCCCAGGACCAUGGGAUCAUGACCUAAGCCGAAGGCAGAGGCUUUAACCCACUGAGCCACCCAGGUACCCCAUCAAGAUCGUAUUUUUAACUGAUCUCUAUACCCAGGGUGGGGCUCUAGACCCCAAGAUCAAGAGUUGUUGCAUGUUCCCCUGACUGAGCCAGCCAAGUGCCCCUCAGUGCACAAGUUCCGAAAAGCACUUUUCCCAGAAGCUGGACCUUAGCAGGGACCCAACACUGUAGCUCACAUGACUCUUGUUAUCCAGGCCAGAGCCGAUGGGGCUGUACAUCAAAGUCUGCCCGGGAAGCAGACCCACUGCUUUUCCUUCCCUGGGGGGGGGGGGGGGUGUAGUGGGACAGACAGUCACGGCACUAGUUGAUAAACUGUUCCAGAGACGAAGAUCGCCCUAACAAACGCUAAUAUCAGGCUUGCUGUAUGUCUUAAGUGCUUUAUGGGUAAUCCCUCGUUUGAGUCUCAGCACAGCCCAGUGGGUUAGAUGCUAUCACUGGCCUCAUUUUACAGAUGAGUAAACCAAGACUCGGAAAGGGAAAGUCACUGGCCCCGAGUUGCUGGGCUCACUCAGUCUCUAACCACUGCUUUCCUGUGCCUCUCUCUGUGUAUAACAAGCCUCUGCCUGGUUUUAGCAUCACCGGGCCAGGAGUCACUGCAUUCUUCUCCAGCAUGGGAAAGAGAGAAGUGACAAAGAAUGUUUGCUAAACAGUUGGACUUGAAGGUUCUUUCCUAGGGGUCAGAAAAUAACUCGCCAUCCAAGAGCUGACCUGAGAAUUAAUUAUUCAAGUUAUCAAAAGCAUCCAGCAGCCUGAGGACUCCACCCUCGAGUUGAGCAAUGUAAUCCACCGCUCACUUCCUCCACUCUCUUCUCACCACCCCGCCCUGUCAGUCAGACACAUCUGCCCUCCUGGACGGGUCCCACAGGUGAAAGGCCCAGGCUCCUGGCCAGGACUUAAGUUUGCCUCCAAUAUGGAAGACGUGGACUGGGAGGCUUACGGCUUGGAAGAUCUCUUUGGUGAAAAUUACAGUUACAGCACAGACCUGCCCUUCAUUCCAGAAGGCUCUGCCCCAUGCAGGCCAGAAUCUCUGGAAAUCAACAAGUAUGCAGUGGUGGUCAUCUACGCCCUGGUCUUCGUGCUGAGCCUGCUGGGAAACUCCCUAGUGAUACUGGUUGUCCUAUACAGUCGGCUCAGCCAGUCUGUCACUGACGUCUACCUGCUGAACUUGGCCAUAGCCGACCUGCUCUUCGCCCUGACCUUGCCUAUCUGGGCUGCCUCCAAGGCGAAAGGCUGGAUCUUUGGCACACCCCUGUGCAAGGUGGUCUCGCUCCUGAAGGAAGUCAACUUCUACAGUGGUAUCCUACUGCUGGCCUGCAUCAGCAUGGACCGCUACCUGGCCAUCGUCCAUGCCACACGCACACUGACCCAGAAGCGGCACUGGGUCAAGUUCAUAUGCUUAGGCAUCUGGGCGCUGUCCCUGAUCCUGUCCCUGCCCAUCUUCAUCUUCCGCAGGGCCAUCAAUCCCCCCUACUCCAGCCCGGUCUGCUAUGAGGACAUGGGCGCCAAUACCACGAGAUUGCGGAUAGUGAUGCGGGCCCUGCCCCAAACCUUUGGCUUCCUCGUGCCCUUGGCGGUCAUGCUGUUCUGCUAUGGACUCACCCUGCGUACGCUGUUCCAGGCCCACAUGGGGCAGAAGCACCGGGCCAUGCGGGUCAUCUUCGCCGUCGUGCUCGUCUUCCUGCUCUGCUGGCUGCCCUACAACCUGGUCCUGGUCGCAGACACCCUCAUGAGGCUCCGGGUGAUCGCGGAGACAUGCGAGCGCCGCAACGACAUCGGCCGGGCCCUGGAUGCCACCGAGAUUCUGGGCUUCCUCCACAGCUGCCUCAAUCCCUUCAUCUACGCCUUCAUCGGCCAGAAGUUUCGCCACGGACUCCUCAAGAUCAUGGCCUUCCACGGGCUCAUCAGCAAGGAGUAUUUGUCCAAGGACGGCAGGCCUUCCUUUGUUGGCUCUUCUUCAGCAAACACUUCUACCACCUUCUAAGCCCCUGGGCCCUGCUGGAGCGCCUCAGGGCACCUCCCGCGCCGUCGGCAUCCAUCCCGAGCCUCAUGUCCACUGGUUGUUUCCAGUCUCUGUGUCAAGGCAGCUCCCGGCUGUGGUUACAGGAAGCUACUGGGGCCACGUCCUUUUCAAGCCCAUUGGACGGUUUAGAAAGCCUGCCCUCGUUCCCCACGCCUCCCUAUACUUCCUAUGCCAGCUGCUAGAGCUCAGUCCAUCCUAGCACUGAGCUCAAGCACUCUGGUGUCUGGGGCAGUUAAAGACAUUCGAAAGGCAUCCUUUCAGGUGACGACAGAAAGUUCCUACCACGGGGAGCCAUUAGUGGCAAACAGCAGUCGUUGCUUUCCUGACUCUCCCUUUCUUGCUUGCUGGCAAAGCCCACCUCCCUUGAGGGAGGCCAAGAAGGACAGACACUCACUUUCCCAGACUCCCUUAGCUAGGAGAGGCCCUGUCAUCCACUUCUGACUAGUAAGGUUUCAGGGCAAUAGUGUGCUGGUGAAAAGAAGUCAGGGUUUGUAGCAUUUACCAAGUUGCCUGCAUCAGCAUGUUCCCACCAGGGCGAUGUCAAAGGUUUUCAUGUGUUUAGCAACUAGCUCACAAAAAUUUAGGAAAUGAAUGGGCUGCUUUCACAAGCAGGUACAAACUGGCUUCAGGACACCAAUGCCUAAGAGGAAGUCUGCUGGGUCCAGGGACUCCUGGGAAGUAUUCCUGAUUUAAAAAGAGAGAGAGGCACACACACCCACAUGUCCUUGGUUCUUGCCUUUAUGGUUCUUCCCAAUAUGGUUGUGGGAUAUGAUGUGACAAAGAGGCAAAAAUUGUGCUCAACACACUUGGGCAGAUGGAGUGGAUGAGAACAAAGAGCCCAGAAGGAGACCCAAGCAGAAAUGGUCAAUGAUUUUCAACAAGGGUUACCAAGAAUAUUCAAUGGGAGAAAGGAUAGUUAUUCAACACAUGGUGCUGGGCAAACCAGUUAUCCACAUGCACAGGAAUGAACCUAGUCCUUUUCCUCAUACCAUAUACAAAAGUUAACUCAAAAUGGAUCAUAACCUACACAGGAAAGCUUCAACUACUAAGUGUUUAUUAGAAACGUAGAAGAAAAGUUUUAUAACAUUGGAUUUGGCAGUGAUUCCUUGGAUAUGACACCAAAAGCGCGGGCAAGAAAUGAAUAAAUAGAUAAUUGGAUUUCCCCAAUGUUAAAAACUUUGUACAUCAAAGGACACGAUCAAGAGAGUGGAAAGGAAAAUCAUAGGAUGGGAGAAAAUAUUUUUGAAUCAAAUUUUAUACAGUUUACUCUCCACGAUACACAAAUAAUUCUUACAAUUCAACAUCAAUGACAACAACAACAAAGACAGAUAAUAACAAGUGUCAGCAACGAUAUGGAAAAAGUGGUGGGACGCUUGUGCACCGUUGGUGGAAAAGUAAAGUAGUGCAGCUGCCGUGGAAAACAGCACCUCAAAAGAUGAAACAGAACUACUGUAUGAUCUAGCACUUCCAUGUCUAAGUGUACACUGAAAGCAGUGAACUGAGAGCAGAGACUCAAACAGUACACUAAUGUUCAUGGCAGCAUCAUUCACAGUUGCCAAAAAGUGACAAUCACGCAAUGUCAAUCAGUGGAUGAUGGACAAAAAAAAUGUGGGGUAUACAUGCGAUGGAAUAUGGUUCAGUCUUAAAAAUGAAUGAGUCUCUGGGAUAUGCUACAACAGGGAUGAACCCCGAAAACAUGAUAUGAAGUGGAAGAAGCCGGGCAAAAAUAGUGUAUAAUUCCACUUUUUAGAAGUACCUACAAUAGUCAAGCUCAUAGAGACAAGAAGUCCAACAGUGGUUACCAGGUCCAGGCAGAGGAGAAAGUAAGAAGUAGUUGUUUAAUGGGUACACAGUUCAGUUGGAGGCGAUGAAAAGUUUCCUGAGAUGGAUAGUGGUGAUAGGGGUAGGACAGUAGGAAUGUGCUUAAUCCCACUAAACAGGACACUUAAAACUGGUAAAAAAAAAAAAAAAAAAAAAAAAAGGUCAAUUUUAUGUUGUGUGUAUCUUACUGGAAAGGAAAAAAAACAACAACUAGUUCCCAAACGACAAAUUUCAGCAAUUGAACCAUUUGUGGAACCAUCUACCUGUAACUUCUUGUUCGAGUAGAUAAUUAAAUGUCUUUUUUUCUUUGUACAAGCCA
Molecule: messenger RNA, 4645 nt
Organism: Mustela lutreola (European mink)
Lineage: Eukaryota; Metazoa; Chordata; Mammalia; Carnivora; Mustelidae
Product: C-X-C chemokine receptor type 2
Exons: 3
Coding region: 1396-2466 (356 amino acids)
Biological process (GO): G protein-coupled receptor signaling pathway; immune response; neutrophil chemotaxis
Cellular component (GO): membrane
Molecular function (GO): interleukin-8 binding; C-X-C chemokine receptor activity
Source: RefSeq, a predicted model, not a curated record